Molecule: messenger RNA, 1023 nt
Organism: Penicillium nucicola
Lineage: Eukaryota; Fungi; Ascomycota; Eurotiomycetes; Eurotiales; Aspergillaceae
Product: isopenicillin N synthase family dioxygenase
Exons: 4
Coding region: 1-1023 (340 amino acids)
Molecular function (GO): dioxygenase activity
Source: RefSeq, a predicted model, not a curated record
AUGACCACAGAAGUGACCCCCCCAACCAUUGACAUUUCGGCAUUUUAUGGCAACGACAAUGCCGCAAAUCAGAUUCUCAUAGAACAAGUCCGCUUAGCUUGUAAAACAUUUGGCUUCUUUCAGAUUGUCAACCAUAACGUUCCGAACUCCCUGCAAGAGGAUAUCCUGAAGGAAUCAGAAGACUUCUUCAAUCUGCCUGUGGAAAUCAAAGAGAGAUACGACAAAGAUAUUGGCGGCCGCCACCUUGGAUAUGAGCGUCUUCGCGCCCAGAAUUUCGAAAAAAAGACCGAAGGCGACUUGAAAGAGGGAUAUUACUUUGGCACGGAUCUACCACUUGAUCACCCCUAUGUCGUCGCUGGUAAGCUCAAUUUUGGACCGAACAAGUAUCCCGAAGAAGUAUCUAGCCCGAAACAAUUCAAGUCGACAGUAAAGUUAUAUUUUGCACACUUGGAGGGUUUGGCCCAUGAUAUCCUGCGCAUAUUGGCUGCCACGCUGUACUUGGACGAGAAUCUUUUCGACGAUUUGAACGAUACGCCUAUUGCCACAUUGCGUCUGCUACAUUAUCCCCCACAGCCACCUACUGCAUCUCCCGACGAGCGAGUUAAACAAAAACGAACGCAUCCUAACUCAGAACAACCUCCAGGAAUCGGUGCACACACAGACUUUGGCGGAAUAACAAUCCUCCUCCAAGAUAUGAUCGGUGGUCUGCAAGUCAUGAAUCAAGCUACCGACCAAUGGGUGGAUGUACAACCAAGAAAAGGCGCCCUCGUCGUCAAUUUAGGAAAUUUGUUCAUGCGCUGGACUAAUGACACGUAUAUGUCCAACUUGCAUCGCGUUAUCAAUAAGACUGGCAAGGAGCGCUACUCUGUUCCGUUCUUCUUUUCUGGGAAUCCGGACUAUCUUGUUAAAUGCUUGCCCAGCUGUGAGGGCGCAGAGGGCGCGAAGUAUUUGCCUAUUUCGGUUGAGGAAUGGAUUGCUGGGAGAUAUGCUGACACAUACGGCUCGACUGAUGUUUUGACAUAG